AUGGCUGCCGCACUGGGACGUCCAAGGGCAGAGGAUCCUUUUGACAUUCACGAAGAUGCGCGUACCGAAGAGACCGAAAUGAUGGUUGAAGAUGAUGUUGCCGGAGCUGCUGCAACAGACGAGGUAAUGGAGGAAGAAGUCGAAGAGGAGGAAGAAGAAGAGGAGGAAGAGGAAGAAGGCUCGGACGACGAGCGUGUUGAAAGGAGUGUACAAGCCGACAUGGACAAGCUGGCUAAUGACUUUCCUGGCUUUCGUGGAAAAUACCGCCUAAUCAAGAGGAUUGGCGAGGGAACCUUCUCUACCGUAUACAAAGCAGAAGAUGUCCAGUACGAUAGAUACGACAACAGUUGGGACUUUGAUGAUGACUCGUCAAAAUGGACGCCUCCACCUCUCAAAAGACACGCCAGCCAAGCAUCAUCGGAGCGCUCCCAACGGCGGCGUGCACGAUUUGUUGCAAUUAAAAAGAUUUACGUCACAUCAAGUCCGGCGCGUAUUCUGAACGAGCUCGAACUCCUCCAUGACCUGCGGCAAUGCCCCUCUGUCUGCCCUCUCAUCACAGCGUUCCGAAACACGGACCAGGUGGUUGCCAUCCUGCCCUACUUCCGACACGGUGAUUUCAGGGCAUACUUCCGAGAUAUGACGACACCAGAUAUUGCCAUUUAUCUGCGAUCCCUAUUUACGGCAUUGAAAAGCGUCCACCAGGCCAAGAUACUUCACAGAGAUAUUAAACCGACCAACUUCUUGUAUGACCCAGCUACCCAGCAUGGUGUCCUGGUCGAUUUUGGGUUAGCAGAACGCGAGGGAUCUGAUUGUAAACCUUGCCUCUGCCACGAACAUCGCGAAACGCGCAAGCAUCGUCAAGCCACUUCCGCAUGGGCUCAGAUGGCAACGACUUCACAACCCGGCUAUCCUAAUUCAGACACUCGAUUGUCCAAGCGUGCCAAUCGCGCUGGCACACGAGGAUUUCGCGCGCCUGAAGUUUUAUUCAAAUGCACCGAACAGACCACCGCGAUCGACAUUUGGUCUGCCGGCGUCAUUCUUCUUACCAUCCUGUCGAAACGAUUUCCCUUUUUUAACUCGGCUGAUGACGUAGAAGCCAUGAUUGAAAUAGCAACCAUCUUUGGCUCAAAGCGCAUGAAAGCCGCAGGACUACUCCAUGGAUGUGUUUUUGAAACCAACAUUCCUACAAUAGGCCAGCAAGGCUUUACAAUGGAGAAGAUUAUCCUGUGGAGCACAUGUCGUACGAAUGAUAAGCCCCUGACACCCGAUGAAAAGCUGGCCGUGCGAUUUUUGGAACGGUGCAUGGAUUUGGAUCCCUCAAGAAGAAUCACAGCUGAACAGGCUUUGCACCAUGAGUUUUUGAAUAUUGACCAACCCCAGAGUCAGGAACUCGGUGACGAGGAUGAGGUUGACAUGUUGGCGGCGUAA
Messenger RNA from Metarhizium robertsii ARSEF 23, 1428 nucleotides. Its product is annotated as Protein kinase-like protein. The coding region runs from base 1 to 1428 and encodes 475 amino acids. The transcript has 2 exons. Gene Ontology annotation, cellular component: nucleus. Gene Ontology annotation, biological process: mitotic DNA damage checkpoint signaling; protein phosphorylation. Gene Ontology annotation, molecular function: ATP binding; protein serine/threonine kinase activity. The record is from RefSeq and is a predicted model, not a curated record. Lineage: Eukaryota; Fungi; Ascomycota; Sordariomycetes; Hypocreales; Clavicipitaceae.